AGUUUAAAUACUUUUCAAUUCGAAUAUUCUCUAUCCUCGCUCUAUUUAGCAAUUUAAUUCAACCAACGAACACACCGCUACAAAUACAUCUUACAUCCCUUGAAAUAUUUCACCACGAUAAUUAUUCCUGAAAGAUGCAAUUGAACUUCAGUUGUAUUUUACUCUCUUGUAUUUCUUAUCAAUUAAAUAAACAGCAACACGCACGAUCGAAACUUUUGAGAUUGCUACGUUACGGGCUUAUCGCCUCUGUAAGUAAUAAGUAGCGUGAUUGUGCCGUUAAUGUUGCAUUAGUGUGUUGCACUCCGUAGUUUCGGUGCAUUAAUUUCUCUACCUACGACACGAUGCGAUAGAUAGUAGCGCGUAGAACGCGUCUCGAUAAGUUGCACGACCAGAAAAUAUCCCGCAGAGAUCGAGAUAUUCUUUUUCCUCUUGCGCCGUUUCGAGCAGGAUUUCGAACGAUCGCAAACACGCACUCGUAAAGGUUAGACAUAAUUAGGAAAGAGGAAAUCGCACAGCCACAUAGUUCGAUGCAGCUUUGAUAAAAUAGAUUGUCAGGCUUGUGUGCAGGGAGUCGAGCAAGAGGCGAAAAUGGAUAGUAGUAAAGCGGAUGACGAAAAUCAACGUAAUAUUAAUGAUGGGGACUGGAUUUGUCCCGACUCUCAUGCUGAUGAUUGGCAGUGCAGUAAAUGUGGAAAUGUAAACUGGGCACGACGACAACAGUGUAACAUGUGUAACGCACCGAAAUUCGGAGAAAUUGAAGAACGUACAGGAUAUGGAGGGGGAUAUAAUGAUCGAGGAGUCGUUGAAUACAAAGAAAGAAGAGACGAUGAUGAUGAAUAUGAUGAAUUUGGACGUCGUAAAAAGAAACGAAAGAUUGAAAACCGUUCAGAUGAUGAUUCCAAAGAUUCUAGGUAUAGCAGCCCACCACGUAACAAGUCUAAGGACGAAGAUGAAAAAGAUGAAGUAGAAAAUGAAGAAGAUCAAAAUGUGAGAGGAAAUUCCAUGAGCGAAAAAAAUUGCUCGACUACUAAAAGAUAUAAUACAACGCAACAAAUUUAGUGAUUUAGUGAGCACCUUUGGAUAAAGUGAUGGACAAUAUACUUAUUACAAAGGGAAUCGAUUAACAAAUAAGCUUUACAUUUCGUGAUUGAACUCAAAACUUCGUUUGACUCUGUGAAGAGUGAAAUGUAGGUUACUUAUUUGCGCAAUAUUAUAUUAAAUAUUGCAUAGUAAUGCGAAAAUUCGUAAAAUACUUGGCGCAGGUAGAAUAUUUCGCCAGUAAAUGAAAACAAGAAAAAAAAAAAAAA
Molecule: messenger RNA, 1307 nt
Organism: Heterotrigona itama
Lineage: Eukaryota; Metazoa; Arthropoda; Insecta; Hymenoptera; Apidae
Source: the annotation of a GenBank genome assembly